AUGAGCAGUAGUAGUAAUCUGUCCAUUCCUUCAUUUAUCCCUGAUGAACAGGAUGCAGUACCAAAUGAGGAAGAGAUGAGCAAGAAGACCAAACAGAUUGAGGUAAUUCAAGUCAACCUGAACAAGUGCAAAGAUGCAGCAAUUGAGGUGGUGAGACAAUCAGCUGAGUUAUUGAUGAUAACGGAACCAUAUGUAUAUAAACAGGGUAAAGUAACCUUUUAUGACAGUAAUGGUCAAUGGAUCUAUGCAAAAGCAGGGGUAAAGCAACCAAGGGCAUGUAUUCGUGUACAUCCCUCCCUAGAACCAUGGUUAGUGGAAGAAUUUUCUGACAGGGAUAUAGCCACUGUAGCUAUCAAAGUACAAAAGAAACUAACAUAUAUUUGUUCAGUAUACUUAGACAUUAAACUACCAGUAAAAAAACCUAUGUGGGUAUCACUUAUAAAGAGAUGCAAUGAUGAAAAUAUCCCAUUAAUAGCAGGACUAGACUGCAAUGCACACAGCCCCCUGUGGGGAUGUAAAGAGUCAAACAAUCGAGGGGAAUUGAUGGAAGAUCUUAUUCAUGAAUUGCAGCUUACCGUAGCAAACAAUGGAAGUACUUGGACAUUUGAAGCCGGAGAACAUAAAAGUAUUAUUGAUAUCACAUUAAUGAAUGAGCGGGCACUCCUUGAACUUGGACUGGAGGAAUGGAGAGUUGACCGAAGGCAUAAUUUUUCUGAUCAUAAUUAUAUUAAGUACUCCUUUGGUAAAUUUUUACCAGGAACAAGAUGGAGCCGGAAUUUCAGAAGAGGAGAUUGGGAAAAGUUUGAGAAAACUACUGACGAUGCGAUAGAUCAGCAACAACUAAUGGAAGUAAAAGAUAUGAAUAAUAGUUUAGAGGAAUUAUAUUUGAUUUUAAAUAAUGCACUUAAUCAAGCCGCACCAAUGAAAAAAGCACCGAAAUGUCGGCCGCACAGAUGGUGGAACAAUGAAUUGCAACACCUGAAGAUGGAACUACUCAAAUUAGGGGAUAAACGUCGGCAAUCUGCAGACAAGAUGGAAAAAUAUAGGGAGGCCAGAAGACUUUUCGUAAAAGAAAGGAAGAAAGCAAAACAACAAUCCUGGAGGGAUUUUUGCA
Molecule: messenger RNA, 1114 nt
Organism: Paramuricea clavata
Lineage: Eukaryota; Metazoa; Cnidaria; Anthozoa; Malacalcyonacea; Plexauridae
Source: the annotation of a GenBank genome assembly